Molecule: messenger RNA, 822 nt
Organism: Acomys russatus (golden spiny mouse)
Lineage: Eukaryota; Metazoa; Chordata; Mammalia; Rodentia; Muridae
Product: ankyrin repeat domain-containing protein 26-like
Exons: 6
Coding region: 1-822 (273 amino acids)
Molecular function (GO): protein binding
Source: RefSeq, a predicted model, not a curated record
AUGGGGAGGAAGUUCUUGGGCUUCUGUAAUCAAGGGCAGUCUUCCUCGAGCUCAUCCACCAGCCAGAGAGAGUCCUUCCCAGGCGCUGGGAGGCAGUGUGGGAGUGCUAACAGCUUCCGCUCCCCGAGACAGCUCAAAAGCUACACAGCCUGCGGAAAGAUCUACAAGGCUGCCUGCCGGGGUGAUGAUGCCACGGUUAUGAGCAGACUCAAAUUUGGGAAAAAUGGCAUCAAUGAACCAGACAAGAAGAACAGAACUAUUUUGCAUUAUGCUUGCGCAUACGGCCAUCCUGAUGUAGUGAUCCUCCUAAUGGAAUGGAAGUGUGACAUUGACCUCCGUGACAGUGACAACAGCACGGCACUCAUUAAGGCUUCACAGCAUGAGCAGGAAGAAUGCAUGGCCAUUUUGUUAAGAUGUGGUGCCGACCCAAACGCAGCGGACAGCCGUGGGAACACGGCUCUGCACUAUGCCGUUUGGAGUAACAACACCUCGAUGGCAAAAAUACUGCUGGCACACGGUGCUAACGUCAGUAUAAGGAACAAGGAUGGCAUCUCACCACUUAUACUGGCUUUAACAGAAAACAAUAAGGACCUGGCAAAAAUUCUAGUUAAUCAGAGAUCAAAGCUAAAGGAAGUUGAUGAACUGGACAGGAAGUCCAUUGGAUCCAACUCUUGUGGUUUCAGUCAUUCAUCUAAAGAAUAUGAAGACAAGUACCAGAGGGUAAUUCAGCUACUUAUAGAAGAUGCAAGAACAGAAGAGAUGCAAGAUCAGUUACAGAGGUACAAUUUAAAGGAAUAUGACAAGGAAUUUGAGCACCCAUAA